This is a messenger RNA of Brienomyrus brachyistius, 2173 nucleotides long. RefSeq names its product vacuolar protein sorting 26 homolog B, like (gene vps26bl). The transcript is spliced from 6 exons. Gene Ontology annotation, cellular component: retromer complex; endosome. Gene Ontology annotation, biological process: retrograde transport, endosome to Golgi; intracellular protein transport. Bases 253 to 1251 code for a protein of 332 amino acids. NCBI's taxonomy places the organism in Eukaryota, Metazoa, Chordata, Actinopteri, Osteoglossiformes, Mormyridae. The record is from RefSeq and is a predicted model, not a curated record.
CGCCUGCGGUGUGCGCAUGCGCCUGCAGAGAGGAAGCUGCUCGGAAGUGUUAUCUCGAACAUUGCUACAGUCUUUCAAUUGGUAAUAUUUACAGCAACCUGCAUUAUUUGCUGUAAGUCGACUUGUUUUAACGAGAAAAACACUAUUGCCGCAGCUUGGUGGAAUUCAGUUUGGCGACGAAGGUGGCAAUCUUGAUGAGUGACUGAAUUCGGUUUUUACAGUAAGAGGGGAGUAAAAUCCAACGGUGUAGGGAUGAGCUUCUUUGGUUUUGGUCAAAGUGCAGAAAUAGACAUAGUCCUGAAUGACGCUGAGACAAAAAAGAAAGUGGAGCACAAGACAGAAGAUGGCAAAAAGGACAAAUAUUUUCUUUUCUACGAUGGCGAGACAGUGUCUGGGAAAGUAAACGUGACGCUCAAAAAUGCAGGGAAAAGAUUCGAACAUCAGGGGAUCAAGAUCGAGUUCAUCGGGCAGAUUGAGCUGUACUAUGACCGAGGGAACCACCAUGAGUUUGUGUCUCUAGUUAAAGACUUGGCACGGCCUGGUGAGCUCACACAGUCCCAGACCUUUGAUUUCGAGUUCACACAUGUGGAAAAACCGUACGAGUCGUACACCGGCCAGAACGUCAAACUACGGUAUUUUUUAAGGGCCACUAUCAGCAGGAGAUUGAAUGACAUCACCAAGGAGAUGGACAUUGUGGUUCAUACACUCAGCACAUACCCCGAGCUGAACUCCUCCAUCAAGAUGGAAGUGGGAAUUGAAGACUGCCUGCACAUUGAAUUUGAGUACAACAAAUCUAAGUACCACCUAAAAGAUGUCAUAGUGGGCAAGAUCUACUUCCUUUUGGUACGGAUUAAGAUUAAACACAUGGAGAUCGACAUCAUCAAACGGGAGACAACGGGCACCGGUCCCAACGUAUAUCAUGAAAAUGACACCAUCGCUAAGUAUGAGAUCAUGGACGGAGCACCAGUAAGAGGGGAAUCCAUCCCUAUUAGGCUCUUCUUGGCUGGCUAUGAGAUGACCCCCACCAUGCGGGACAUUAAUAAGAAGUUCUCUGUACGCUACUACCUUAACCUGGUGCUGAUAGAUGAAGAGGAGAGGCGUUACUUCAAACAGCAGGAGAUCACCCUCUGGAGGAAAGGAGACAUCGUGAGGAAGAGCAUGUCCCACCAAGCCGCCAUCGCCUCGCAGCGCUUCGAGGGCUCGGCCUCCGCCGAAAAGGCUUUAGCCCAGGCCAAGGAGGACAGCAAUUGAGUCCCUCUGCCCAAUCCAGCAGCUCCUUAGGAAAACGAGACUCUGUGUCUGUGUGUGUGUGCUGGUGAGUGCGUACGUUACGGCAGCGCCGCGGGGGGCGUCGCCCGGCCCCUAGAAAUUACCGCCAACCAUGGUGUGGAAACGCCUCCCUUUUAAUUAAGGCUCUUAAAAUAAAGAGAUUGGAGAGGCUGAGGAAGGACUGGGUUCAUGCUAUGGGAACAAACGCAAAAGCUGUGUUACAGUUUAAUAUUAUUACCGUUCUUUAGUUUUUAAAUCAUCAUGUCGGAAUUUUUCCAAUUGGCUCUUUCCAUUAUUGACUAGCUACAUGCCAUUUUUUUUUAAAAAAAAAGCAAAUCAAGUGUGCUUAUUCCAGUGGUCAUUUUAACCUUUAGUGUUUUUGUACGUCAGUGUAAAGACCUGCAAUUCAUUCCCCUGAACACUAAUCAAAUUUAGCAAAACAGACAUAAAAAAACAUUGGCUGACGCAGGCAUUUUGUUUUGCGAUUCCUUUUCCUGUUUUCUUCCUUAAAGAUGUCUUUGUGUGCGACUUCGUCAUAUUGAUGUGGAUCAUCACCAGAUGGCUGCCUGUACUACACUUUCGUUGUCCAGUGCUUUGAAGUACAACAUAGAAUAUUAACUCCAAUAGCUCCUUUUCACGUAUAAAGACUUCAGUUAUAACUCUGCAUUCCUUUGCCCGAGCUGAAAUUUGGAAGCUUCUGCUAAGCUGUGACUUGGGGGUGGGGUGUGUUUUUAACGGCUGUUUUUGCUAAUUGGUAUAAAUAAUAUACACGUAGUUUAGAUCAGUGAUUCUCAAACCAGUUGUCAAGAACCCCCAGACAGUCCACAUUUUUGCUCCGGGAGCUGGGAGGGAGCAAAAAUGUGGACUGUCCGGGGUUCCUGAGAACCAGGCUGAGAAUCACUGG